Medicago truncatula (barrel medic) is the source of this 928-nucleotide messenger RNA. RefSeq names its product transcription factor bHLH162. Gene Ontology annotation, cellular component: RNA polymerase II transcription regulator complex. The coding region runs from base 98 to 928 and encodes 276 amino acids. NCBI's taxonomy places the organism in Eukaryota, Viridiplantae, Streptophyta, Magnoliopsida, Fabales, Fabaceae. The record is from RefSeq and is a predicted model, not a curated record. Gene Ontology annotation, molecular function: RNA polymerase II transcription regulatory region sequence-specific DNA binding; DNA-binding transcription factor activity, RNA polymerase II-specific; protein dimerization activity. Gene Ontology annotation, biological process: regulation of transcription by RNA polymerase II. The transcript has 4 exons.
UUUAUAUAAAUAAAUAAACAUUUCACCUUAUCAUAACCUUCUCACUACAAUUCUAAAUCCCAAUCAACUUUAGGUUAUUUGCUGUAACAAAAAUUCAAUGGAUCAAAAUCAACAAGGAGGUCGACCUUCUUCUUCAACCAAAGUGGAAAGAAAGAUUGUUGAGAAAAAUAGGAGAAACCAAAUGAAGAUCCUCUUUUCUAAACUCAACUCUCUUCUCCCUAGCUAUAAUCAAAAGGAAUUAGCGUUACCGUUACCUGAUCAAGUAGAUGAGGCUAUAAACUAUAUAAAGAGCCUAGAGAUAAAUAUAAAGUUGGCAAAGGAGAAGAAAGAAAGUUUAAUGGGAAACAAGAAGAGAUCACGUGGUGGCUGGUCGAGUUCUUAUGGAGCGAAAGGAAGCAUAGAGUUGCCAAAAAUAGAGAUUCAUGAAAUAGGACCCACUCUACAAGUGAUUGUAACAUGUGGGGUUGAUGAACAUUUUAUUUUCUGUGAAAUUAUGAGAAUACUGCAUGAAGAGAACGUCGAUGUUAUCUCUUCAAAUUCUUCUUUGGCCGGUGAUUCACUUCUUCAUACUGUGCUUGCUCAGAUUCCACAAUCUUUGUUACAAUUUGGAGAAACCAAAAUAAGCAAGAGAUUGAAAGCGUUUGUGGACGGAUCCAUGAGCGAUGUGGAAACAGAUCCUCAAUUGUGGGAUCUUGAAAUUGGAAGUGAGACUUGGGAGCUUCUACAUUCUCAACAAGAUCCUGCGGCCAACAACAUCAGCCAAAACAGACCUAAUCAUACUGCAAGAAAUUGCUUCAAAAUCAAGGGUUAUCCUAAGAGAAAUGGAGGCAAAACAGAAGCUAACACAGCUGCUCGCCAAUAUGCACCACAUCAUCCUAACUGGAUCAUUGACAGAGGGGCAUCUCAUCACAUUGCUCAAGAUUUUUAG